Colletes gigas is the source of this 5241-nucleotide messenger RNA. RefSeq lists its product as uncharacterized. NCBI's taxonomy places the organism in Eukaryota, Metazoa, Arthropoda, Insecta, Hymenoptera, Colletidae. The record is from RefSeq and is a predicted model, not a curated record. The transcript is spliced from 7 exons. The coding region runs from base 1 to 5241 and encodes 1746 amino acids.
AUGAAUUCCGUGUUGUCAACGUCUCCGUUCGCAAACUUUGAGGAUCCGACGCGCAAUGGAACUUUACACGCCGAAGCACGUCUCCUUCAACAACUUUCGAAGACAAAUGGAUGUCUCGCGAGAAACCAGAAGUUUCCGAGAAACGAAGCGUUGCUUCAGAAUCUGCAGAAUCUUCCUCCGGAAGAGGAGUACGAGAUAACUCUUACGGUAACAUCGAGCAGCGUAUCUCGUCUACAAGGAAAAACUGUGCAAUCAGGCACCACCGUCGCUAAAGUGCAUUCCAAAACGACAUUGAAGAAGAAGGAACCAAAAAACAGUAGGUUUCCACUGAUAUCCAUUUCCCGCCAAAAAGAUAGUGCGCAUGGCAGUGAUUAUAUCGACUCUCAGAAGCAUGCAACAUCGUCUCGUGACUUUCCAAGUCGAAAAAACGAAGUUUCCAAAGAAAACUACGACCGCAAAACGGUGGCUCCCAAUUCCUUGGAUUUCAAGGUCCUCGAAAGGAACUCUCGUUCUUCCAAGAAGCAGGAAACCCAAUUGUCUUCAAACAACACACGAAAUGCAGAAGACAGAACCAUUGGAACUGCUCUCUUCAGUUGUCCGUUCGAGUUAAUAGAGAUCUAUCCCGGAAACAAGGAUCAAUCUUCAAGUUUCAAUAGACGAUCCUCCGAAGUGAGUCGAGAAGGAAGCUCGAUGAGAUCCUUCCCGAAGGAGGACGACGAAACCUCGAAAUCCUCGGUCUUGGAGGAAGAUAUUUAUCUCUUCUCCAAGGCGAGAUCGAAGAAAACAGAAGAAGUAUGCCAAAUCGACGAGAAUAAAGUAAAAUGUACGCGGAGAAACGAGAAAGAUUGCGUGGAAAGCUUUUACGAGUCUACUUCCGGUGUCUUGCAAAAUGGAGACUCCUCAGGCCAACCGACUCGGGAUCGAGGGAAGAUCGAUCGAAGUUCCAAGCAAUUGGAGACCAACAAGAAUGUAAAUUCUGUAAGAUCAGGUUUGAAGAGAAAGGAGGAAGAAAAAAUGGCGAACGACGUUUCGAAGAAGACACUGGAGGAUCCAAGGACGAUCGAGGAUGAAAACCAAAGCGUCGUUUCGAGUUCCUCGCGCGAAUCAAACGUGUUUAAUAGCGACACUCAUUAUGAGAACUCUGUAAGUUCGAGCGGAAGCGGGAUUUCGAAAUUGAUGAUCGACUCUGAUCGAUCCAGCACUUACGAGCGUUCAGAAAGCGAUGUAUCAUCGAUGGAGAAUACAGUAAUCGAUCUGAGAGAAAAGAAAUCUAAUUCUGAGAGAAAGAACGUAAAUACGGACGAAAAUAAUACGAAGAUAAUUAUCGAUAAACGAGAAAUUGAGAAAAAUGGUAUCGUUGAUUCGAAUAAAAUUGGUUCGUGCAACGAGGAUAGUCGAAUAUCGGAAAUAACGAAGGAUCGAGGCUUUGAAAAGGGAUCAAGAUUCGCGAUGAAAGAUUCUGGGGAUAGAAAUCGACUGAAUGUUAACGGCGAUGUAAAAAUAUGUAAACUUUUGAUGGAAAUACACGAGCAUCUGUCCAGCGAUUGGCAGAGAAUGGAGUGCAUCAGGGCGAAGCAAGAUGGCGGCGUUUCAGUCGACUCUCUUUGCUCGAAAAUGACGCUACAACUUCUAAAUAGCACCAUCGAGAGGUGCAAGAGUUACAUUUACGGUUCAAGCAAUAGCCACAAAGCUGAAUUAAAGAUUACCAAACUGUUUUCGAAACACGUUAUUCAGCUAGUGAAUGCAGUGAACCAGAAUAAAUUAAUAAUCGAAGAACACGAACGCCAGUUAAAUAGCAUGCAGUCUAAAGAAAUUGUCAGAGAACAGGGUGGAAAUAAAAAAAGGGGAAUUUUGAACGAAGAUUCGUUUUGGGAUCGCUGGACAUGUGAAAUAAGUUGCGCGAUCGGAUCCAUCUUCAAACUGAUCAAAUGUGUGAUGACUAUGAACGAAGAAAAGGAGAAUGUUCAAAAUCAGCAACAAUGUAAAUUGAGAAAUUGUCGUGGAACGAAUGCAUCGUCAGCUAACGAUAAAAAACAGAAGUGUGGAGUCGUUCGAUCCAAAAUGGCGGAUCUAAAUCCUACAAAGAAGAAGAGUUCUAUUGAAACACAGAUGACUGUCGCUUUCAAUUCGAAUAAUCCGUUGAAGCAAUCGAAAUCCAAAGCAUCCGUGAGACUCGUAUCCCCCAGGAAUCUUGAGAAAGAGAAAUUCAUGGAGGCUACGCAAAACAGAGUUGAGAAGAAAGUGAGCGACAAUGGCCGCCACACUGAGAAGAAAAGAGUCGCGAAGAAGACGACAUUGAGCGCGAAUUUCAGUCAAUCGAAGCAGAUGGCGCCACGACAAAAGCAUCGAGUUUCUGGUAAUCCACAACCGGUUUGGAGACCUGGUGGAUCGGUGAAACUUCCGUCUUCGAGCAGCGCUACAACGUUGACGCAAAAAUAUCGCCCAUUCGCCAAGGAAAAAGGCAAUCAACCGGUGGAAAACACGAAAGAGGCGAAACAGAGUAGAGCUAUAAGCGAGUUUAAGAAAAAGGUUUCCCAGGAAACGUAUUCCAAGGACGUGUUUCCUACGCUGGAAACUGACGCCUGCAAGAUCUCAAGAAAAAGAAGCAACGCGAGCUUGAGGGCUAGUCCACGUCUCAAGCCAAGACCAGGAACUUUGGGAGUUGCAACGCAAGGCUACAGUGAACCUCUGCGGAAUUCUGAGUCUGUUUGCUCGAAGAACUCUGAGAAGACAUCAUCUUGGGAGAAGAUAGCUAGACAGAAGACUCAGAAGGAAUCUAGGGUUCUUAGAGUAUUGGAAGAAAUUAUAAAAUCCACACCGAUAGAGAAAAGGGGGAGCAAGAAGAUUAAAAACGUAGUUGACUGUUAUCGUGUUCAGGUUGAAACGAAUUCUCCUCAACUGGAGCAAACGAUCAAAGAAGAAACGAAGAUUCAGGAAGAAGAACCCACGAGGGACGUAGACUCGAGUCGACCUGAAAAUCAUCGAUCAAUGGGGAAGCUUCUAGAGCAACCAUUAACAUAUGAUGUUACUCCGUUGUUUACUAAUGUUAAAGAAAACACCACAGAUGAGGAAGUGAGCGUAAAGAUUGAAAAUUCUCAACAGAAUGCAGAUUCGAGCUUCGUCUCUGUGGUCAGUGCAAGCUGCAUGGCGGAUUUCAGCUCGAGCUCCGAUUGCGUAGCCAAAAUCGAGUCCUCCAAGUGCUGUCAGACAUCCUUGAACUCUGGCUCUUCCUCGUGUACCUCGAAUCCGGAACAGAGGGACGAAAGGUCCAGAAAACGUAGCAAUCUACGCGUGUCUUUUGUUAAUUGCAUCGAGGAUCGACAACGAUGCAAUGGAGAAAGCUGUAGGAACUCGAUAGUGGUCAGAGAAGAGAAGAAUUUAUCAGUCGUAGGAGAAGAAAUGUCUGAAAAUUCAACACUCUUUAAAGAAAAGAAGGAUUCAUCAAUUGUAAAAGUAGAAAAUUUAAAAGAUUCAAUCCGGGAAGAAAUAUGUAAUCCACUUGUUAAUGAAGAAAUAUUGAAGAGUCUAUCAACUUCCAAAGAAGAAAAGUCCAGCAAUCCAUCAAUAGUAAAACUAGAAAAUAUAAAAGAUCCAAUCUGUAAAGAAGUAUGUAAGAAUCCACCUGUUGGUGAAGAAAUGUUGAAGAGUCUACCAACUUCCAAAGAAGAAAAGUCUGAAGAUGUAUUAGUUACAAGAAAAGAGAAGUCUAGCAAUCCAUCAAUUGUAAAAGUAGAAAAUUUAAAAAAUGCAACAAUUAGAGAAGAGAAACCCAGAAACCCAUUAUCUCUAAAAGUAGAGAAGUCAAUAACGAAUCCUCACACGACGUCAUUGACAAUGUUGAAAGAGUUUCUUUACAACCAAGGUGUCGAUAUCGACCUGGUGAACAAAGCUGAACAAUGUUUGAAAGAUAAACAGAGAAUACGCAGACGUUUGAAGCAGAUAUCUGCUAGCUCUGUCGACGUUUCAUCCAGCGUUCAUGGUAGCAAAGGCAAAUUGAGAAGAGUGGUGGAAAGCAACGAAGACGAUGUUAAUCAUGCAGACAAAUUAAGACACGUUGCAACUAGUACAGAGAAGAAUAGCAAAGAUGCUUUCUCACAUACUGGUUUCCAGUGCACAACGAAAAGCUUGCAAACUAUACCUGAGGAGAACACUUUUGCAUCGACCAAACGACAGAAUAUAGGAACACAGACGGAAAUCGCUACGGUGAAACACGUGGCUAGCGAGUGUCGCGAGAAGAUGACCCAAAAAACAGAAAACUUGAUGAAAAACACCAGAAACGUCUCUACGAUGACUGACUCGUUUCCAAUCAGCGAUAAUUUCACGGAAACUGUACGCGUUUCCUGUGUUUCGAAAUCGGUAGCCACCGAACGCGUCGAUUUUUCUACGAGCUCAGAGAAAUGUAAUGAUUCGUUAGAAAAAUCGACUCGUAAGGAUGAUCGAGGUUCGCUGAACAAGUGUCGUCACGAGUUGUGUCAGUUGUUGAGUCAGACGCAGCGUGACGAACAAAAUGAGUCGUCAUCCAGCUCUUUGGAUCUGUCUUUCGAGUACUUGGAAGAAAUCGAAUCGAACAAGCUCGCUGAAGUUAUUUCCAGCGAAACAAUGGCGGCUCUUCGGGUCGCUGAGAUCCAAGCACGCAACGUGUACAGAGCAAUUGAUAUAUAUAAACGUCAUUUGAAGGUCAGGUCGAACGAACUUGAAGAUCAGACGGAAGAGACGACUAAUAAAGACUUCGAAAGUUGCAAAGAAAUAUUGGAAUGCUUGUACAAGAGCAACGAUUUUGAUAUUGUCGUAACGAGAAGCUACGAUCGUUUGGGCAGUGACGAAGAUCGCGAGGCAUCCGAAGCGUCCAUCGAUCGUGAGAAUAAAUCCGAGCGCGUAAUUUCUAAAUUUGUUUCGACGUCGAACGUUCCAUUUGACGAAGAUAUAUUUGGCGAGAUCGAUUCAGAAAUUCCCAGGAAGUCGUCCAGUAGCGUUGUAUUAAAGGACACGAGAUCUUUAGUAGAAUUCUUGGUCCACGAAACGGAAAACGCGACGAUCGAGCAGAUACGUUGCACCCAGAAAAUCUCUAACAGUAAAAACCUGAGGUUUCGCAAGAAAAUCUCGAAAACUAACAAUGGAAAACUGCGUAAUCGGUUUUUACUGUUCUCGAGGGAAAACGUGUUGCCUCUUGUCUAUGGUGUCGUGUGCUCCAUUGUGUUUUGGUGCUUGCAAUUCACGAUCACCUGCGACAUCGUCGCGUGA